ACUAAGAAGCAUAUAUGAAACAAUUAUUUAUAUAUUUCUUAUAACUCGUAUUUACCUCAAGGUUUAGAUAUUUUUUAGUACAUGUUACAUAUAUAAUUACCUAAUGCCAUUGGAUCAACAAGCCCAUAGGCUUAGACCAGGUCCCCCUCAAUUGCCUCCUUUGUUCAAAGGGCAAGAAAUUAGAUCAGGACCAUAUACUACCAUAGUUACCGAUGAAAUGGUAGCACGAAGAGAACGAGAAAAUCUAGAGUUGUAUAACGCAUGGCUUGAGCAACAAAGAAGAAGAGAAAUGGAUCCAGAUGACGAUGGUUCAGAUUAUAUAGGCGACUUUAAGCAAGAUAAUGUGAGAAGAAAUUUCAUUAGAAAAGUCUUCUGUAUCUUAACGCUUCAAUUAUUAUUUACAACUGGGGUCAUAGCUUGUUUCCUAUUUGUGGAUGAGGCAAAAAAAUUUAUGAUAGUCCAUUGGUAUUUGUGGAUUAUUGCUCUGGUAUCCUUUACUAUUUCUUAUUGUGCUGUGUCUUUUUCUCCAAGUGCUAGACGUAAAACACCUUGUAACUACAUAUGGCUAUGUACAUUGGUAAGAUUUUUAAUUAAUUGUUCUUUCACAAGAAAUAUUAAAUGCUAUUAUUUUCAGACCAUAGCUAUGUCAUAUCUAGCUGCUUUUGCAUCUGUUUUUUACGAGAUUGAAACAAUUUUACUGGCAUUAGGUAUGACAACAUUAAUUACACUAGUAGUAGGUUUUAUUGCAACAUUUUCAAAGUUUGAUUUGACAAUGAGAACUGGACUUAUGAUGAUUCUUGGAAUAGCUUCUAUUGUUGCCAUUUUUGUGAUGAUGAUAGUUCUGAUAUUUACAUAUAUAAAAGUAUUACACCUAUUAAUUUCAGUCAUAGGAAUGAUCUUAUUAUCAAUGUAUCUGUACUUUGAUGUGCAAACAAUCAUGGGUGGAAGAAGGAUAGAGAUACAUCCUGAUGAGGUAGUAUUUGCAACUGUGCAAAUUUAUGUUGACAUUGUUUUGUUAUACCAAUAUGUUUUAAUGUUCAUGGGUGUAGUUCAUAAUCCGUAAAUAUUUAAAAUAAAAGUGUAUUUUUAAGAAAUAAAUACACUAUGAACUUGAAAAUGACAUAUCAGAUGUAUAAUCUUCUUUAUGUAUAACAGAAUUAUUUAUUAUUCAGAUUGAAGGAAUCAGUUGAAGGAACAGUGUAAACAUUUUAUUGUAUGUAAUACACUUAACAAUACUUGUGUUUGGUAGUACAGUCACUAGUAGUAUAACACAGUUGCUAAGCAACUGUUUGUCAACAAAGAUACUACCUGUCUAACCUAUUGCAUACUCAAGUUUUUGUUACAAAAACAAAAAACCAAUAAAUGUAGACAAUUGUCAAGGGCAGUAUUGCAAUAUAAAUCAGAUGGAAAAAUAUUGGAUAUGCAAGCAAUUAAUGUACCAUAUAAAUAUACAGGACAAGGUAUAGCA
Molecule: messenger RNA, 1468 nt
Organism: Osmia bicornis bicornis
Lineage: Eukaryota; Metazoa; Arthropoda; Insecta; Hymenoptera; Megachilidae
Product: protein lifeguard 3-like
Exons: 7
Coding region: 104-1063 (319 amino acids)
Biological process (GO): negative regulation of apoptotic signaling pathway
Cellular component (GO): membrane; endoplasmic reticulum; Golgi apparatus
Source: RefSeq, a predicted model, not a curated record